Molecule: messenger RNA, 1147 nt
Organism: Amphibalanus amphitrite
Lineage: Eukaryota; Metazoa; Arthropoda; Thecostraca; Balanomorpha; Balanidae
Product: probable cytosolic oligopeptidase A
Exons: 4
Coding region: 149-553 (134 amino acids)
Biological process (GO): peptide metabolic process; proteolysis
Molecular function (GO): metalloendopeptidase activity
Source: RefSeq, a predicted model, not a curated record
UGUGCGCUGCGCCAGGCUGCGGGAGCCGGAGACGGUGCGGCGUCUGUCGGCCGCCGCCGGUGCCGGCCCACUCAGCGAGGCCACCUGCCGUCAGCUGAUCGCCGCCGGCGACCACCUGCAGGGCCACGACCUGUGCCGGCAGCUGUACAUGGCGCAGCUCGACCUGAAGCUGCACCUCGGGAAGGACGGCUUCUGGCUGAACCUGCAGCAGGAGCUCUACAGCCAGUUCCUGCCGUUCCAGCUGCACAGCAAGGACGCGCACACCAUGAGUUUCGUACAGUCGCUGGCGCAGGACCUCGGCGGCGGCGUGUACAGCGCACUCUGGGCCCGGAUGAUUGGCGCCGACGUGUCGGCCGCCUUCAGCGAGUGCGCCGGCGACACGGAACAGCUGCGCGCCGUCGGAAAAAGGUUCCGGGACACUUAUCUGUCUGCCGGCGGCGCCGUCCACCCGUCCGAGGUGUUUCGCCGGUUCCGCGGCCGAGACCCCACCUGUGACGCCUUCAUCCGGCUGCACGGCCUGCACCGACUGGGCCGGCAGCAGCAGCACGGCUGAGCGGCCCGGCCCGGCCGGCCCCGUGCCGACUGGGCCGGCAGCAGCAGCACGGCUGAGCCGCCCGGCCGGCCUGCACCGACUGGGCCGGCAGCAGCAGCACGGCUGAGCCGCCCGGCCGGCCCCGUGCCGACUGGGCCGGCAGCAGCAGCACGGCUGAGCGGCCCGGCCUCCGUGCCGCUGUACCAGACCGCAGCACCGCGGCCCUGUGUUGUUGUAUUGUGUUGUUAUCGGAGGCGGCUGUCAGUCUAUGCCGCCGCCGCCGGCCGGCCGCUGUGGACCGGUCCGCCCGCGCAGUACACACUGUACACAGUACGCAGUGUCCAGGCGCGGCGCGGCGCCGCUGGGAGCGUCCCCGUUCCCGGGCGUCUGCCGGCGCCGGCGCGGCCGGUGUCCGGUGGCUGAGCAGUGAGCAGGGGGGCCCGGUGGGCGGCUGUCGGUGUCACGCCCCCGCCCCCGCCCCCGCCCCCGCCCCCCGCCCCCCGCCCCGGCUGUCGGCCAGCCGCCGUAGUGGUGUGAUGACUAGGAGCUGUGCAAACGGGAGCCGAGCUGCUCAAUGGCCGAGUGCGAUCGUCCCAAUACAUGAUAUCCUGUAUC